Molecule: messenger RNA, 1604 nt
Organism: Dendrobium catenatum
Lineage: Eukaryota; Viridiplantae; Streptophyta; Magnoliopsida; Asparagales; Orchidaceae
Product: cystathionine beta-lyase, chloroplastic
Exons: 13
Coding region: 93-1523 (476 amino acids)
Biological process (GO): 'de novo' L-methionine biosynthetic process; transsulfuration
Cellular component (GO): cytoplasm
Molecular function (GO): pyridoxal phosphate binding
Source: RefSeq, a predicted model, not a curated record
UUGUUUGCAGCUCCAAUCUCCCCGGUCUACGGAAGGUCAAAGGAAAGCGCCAAGUGGGGCCAUCAACCCUAGUAGGCUCUUCGUCGCCUUCCAUGGAAGCUGCCAUCGCCACCGCCAACUUUGGCUCCCGUUGGGCUGCAGGUUCUAGUAUUGUCCCUCGUUUCCACUCCACUGAUCAAGUCCGCGCUUCUCCUUCAUUGGGUUUGAGGUGCUGCUUUGAUCGUUUUGUUGGCUUAGGGUUGUCUGUGAAUCAAAGACUAGAGAGAUUUGCGAUGAAUUGCGGUGGAGAUGGCGAGAGGGACAUGAGGUCUUCAGCUCUGGCUGAAGGAAUCGCUGAUAGCUUGGAAAUUUCCUCACUUGGAAUGGACGUGAAUAAGGAGCCAAGCAUAUCGACAAUCCUGACUACGUUUGGAAACUCGUUUGAUCCGUAUGGAGCGCUUAGCAUCCCUUUGUAUCAGACAUCCACUUUUAAGCAGCCAUCUGCUACAGAGAAUGGGCUUUAUGAUUAUACUAGAAGUGGAAAUCCUACAAGGGAUGUCUUGCAAAGUCUUUUAGCGAAAUUGGAGAAGGCUGACCGUGCGUUUUGUUUCACUAGUGGAAUGGCUGCUCUCUCUACUAUCAUUUCUCUUAUUGUCUCUGGCCAAGAAAUUGUUGCUGGAGAGGAUAUUUAUGGUGGCUCUGACCGAUUGCUCUCUCAAGUGGUCCCAAGGAAGGGCAUUGUGGUCAAGCGAGUUGAUACGUCUGAUUUGCAUGAGGUGGCCUCUGCAAUUGGACCCAAUACGAAGCUUGUUUGGUUGGAGAGUCCUACAAACCCUCGCAUACAAAUAGCCGAUAUAUGUAAAAUAUCAGAGAUUGCUCAUUCACAUGGAGCUCUUGUUUUGGUGGAUAAUAGUAUCAUGUCUCCAGUUUUGUCUCAGCCGCUAAAACUUGGCGCAGAUAUUGUGAUGCACUCGGCUACUAAGUUUAUAUCAGGUCACAGUGAUGUCAUGGCAGGUAUCCUUGCUGUGAAGGGAGAAAGCUUGGCCAAAGAAGUUGCAUUCCUCCAAAAUGCAGAAGGCUCUGGCUUAGCACCAUUUGACUGCUGGCUUUGCUUAAGAGGUAUCAAGACCAUGGUUUUACGAGUGGAGAAGCAGCAGGCUAACGCUCAAAAGCUUGCUGAAUUCUUAUCAACUCAUCCAAGGGUGAAGAAGGUGAAUUAUGCAGGGCUUCCUGAGCAUCCUGGUCACUCUUUACAUUAUUCCCAGGCAAAAGGUGCUGGUUCUGUGCUUAGUUUUUUGACAGGAUCAUUAGCUCUUUCAAAGCAUAUUGUAGAGGCAACAAAAUAUUUUGCAAUAACCGUCAGUUUUGGAAGCGUGAGAUCGUUAAUAACCUUGCCAUGCUUCAUGUCUCAUGCGAGCAUACCUACAGCAGUUCGUGAAGCUAGAGGCCUCACCGAAGACCUCAUCCGCAUCUCCGUUGGCAUUGAAGACGUCGACGAUCUUAUAGCAGAUCUAGACUAUGCCAUAAGAUCUGGACCUGUUUAGGAUUGCCAUGUGAUCUGAACCAGUUUGAUGUGUAAAGUUGCUUGUAAAAUUAAAUUUCUUGCCUGAUUAAUAUAUGGAUUA